CCUCCUCCUUCUUCCCUCCUCCUCCUCCUCCUCCUCCUCCUCUCGCAGCCGCGACAAGCCUCGCGAAACCCGGUUCCGUGCUGCACACUCGUCCCCCCUCCGAGGGUCCGGCCGCCCGCCCGCCGUGUCCACUCGCCCGAACCGCGGCAGAGGCUCGAGUACCGGAGCUCCGCACCGAGACCCGCCGCCGCCGCGCCGCCGCGCCGCUGUUGCAUCAUCAGCCCGGACCGCAGUGCAGCGAUGGAGAGGAAGCGUCCAGGAAUGCCCUCCGGAGCCAGGAUGCCCCACCAGGGUGCUCCCAUGGGCCCCCCUGGGCCCCCUUAUGGAGGAAGCCCCACUGUGCGGCCUGGCCUUCCCAAUCCAGUGAUGGAGCCUAACCGGAAGCGACCAGCCACGUCCCAGCAGGUCCAGCAGCAGGCCGUCCAGAACCGGGCCAGAAAUGCCAAGAGAAGGAAAAUGGCAGACAAGAUUCUUCCUCAGAGGAUCCGUGAGUUGGUCCCAGAAUCCCAAGCCUACAUGGACCUCCUGGCUUUCGAGCGGAAAUUGGACCAAACCAUUAUGAGAAAACGUGUGGACAUUCAGGAAGCCUUGAAAAGACCGAUGAAGCAAAAACGCAAGCUGAGGCUCUACAUCUCAAACACCUUCAACCCCGCUAAGCCUGACGCCGAGGACUCUGACGGAAGCAUUGCAUCCUGGGAGCUGCGCGUCGAGGGGAAACUAUUAGAUGAUCUGGGCAAACAGAAGCGCAAGUUCUCCUCCUUCUUCAAGAGCCUGGUCAUUGAGCUGGACAAAGACCUGUACGGCCCCGACAACCACCUGGUGGAGUGGCACCGCACCCCCACCACACAGGAGACGGACGGCUUUCAGGUGAAACGGCCGGGCGACGUGAGCGUGCGCUGCACCCUGCUGCUGAUGCUGGACUACCAGCCCCCCCAGUUCAAACUGGACCCCCGACUCGCCCGUCUGCUGGGGAUCCACACCCAGAGCCGUUCGGCCAUUAUCCAGGCCCUCUGGCAGUACGUCAAGACCAACAAGCUGCAGGACGCCCACGACAAGGAGUACAUCAACUGUGACAAGUAUUUCCAGCAGAUCUUUGACUGCCUGCGUCUGAAGUUCUCUGAGAUCCCCCAGCGCCUCACCAACCUGCUUCUACCCCCAGAUCCCAUUGUCAUCAACCAUGUCAUCAGCGUAGACCCCAACGAUCAGAAGAAGACCGCCUGCUACGACAUUGACGUGGAGGUGGAAGACCCCCUCAAAAGCCAGAUGAGCAGCUUCCUGCUUUCCACUGCCAAUCAGCAGGAGAUCGCAUCCCUUGACAACAAGAUCCAUGAGACCAUUGAGUCAAUAAACCAGCUGAAGAUCCAGAGGGACUUUAUGCUCAGCUUCUCCAAGGACCCCAAAGGCUACAUUCAGGAUUGGCUCAAAUCCCAGAGCAGGGACUUGAAGGUCAUGACAGACGUGGUGGGGAACCCAGAGGAAGAGAGGAGAGCCGAGUUCUAUAACCAGCCCUGGUCUCAGGAAGCUGUCAGCCGCUACUUCUACUGCAAGAUCCAGCAGCGAAGACAAGAACUGGAGCAGGCUUUGGCUGGACGCAACACCUAGACCCCGGAGCCCCCACAUGGUGAAAGCAGUGUACUCCUCAACUGGCAUCUCCUCACCACUUGCAAUUCCUGGCAGACACCAGCCCGCAAUUGUCUUUUCUGUGUUUCCCCUCUGUGCUCUUUCGAUUCCACCAUCUCCGAUGAGCAGCGAAUAAUCACGCGUGACCAGUGUUACACCCACAUUUUUCUCCUUGCCCGCUAGGAUCUGAAGGUGACGCUCACCAUCUCAAUAGUGUGGCACCUUCCCGCUGUCUCCGCUGAGAACGGUACCUUUACCGCUGACGGCCCCCCUCACCCACAUGUUUACAACUUCCAAGAGGCUCAACCCAAAGUCCAAGACCUCCUGUGAAUGCUGUACAGUUUCUCUCAGACUCUCUGGAUGCAUGUUUUCUAUUCAAGUGUGUCUUAAAGCAUGCUGCUCAGCACUUGGGUCCGGAGCUCAGUGGACGCGGAACAAGGGAGCGGCCACCAUGUCGGUGGUACAGCACAAAGUCCACUGUCGCCGUCGAGUCCAUGUUUCACUAGAGUCAGCACUAUGAAAAAGAGAAUUCACAGCACCGAGAGUAUUCCCAAGAGGAUGAGUCGUCUUUGUUGACUUUUUUGAGUUGGGCCAUGUGCAGAGAUAAACUUCAGUUUCAGACUGGUGAUUCAAGGUGGUUUACGGAAACGUGUGACUUAGGGCUCCCCAGAAGUAGCAAUAGAGGCCCUGCACACAAUAGAGACACACACACGGUUGGCAGCAUGUCAUCCUUUUGCAGUGUUUGCUGCCAGCCACGCGAGGGAGCCAGUGUACUGGGCCAGAGCGUGUCGCCAAGAUUACUUCAUGUCAAACCCCUCCAUUACUCCCUACUGGUACACAUGGCAGGUUGCCCAUCUUUUUUGGGGAUCAGUCCUGUCAUGGGUCAUCAACCUCUUGGUCUUGACUGUUGUGGUCACACACCGGAUUUACACACUCACACAGAAAUGCACCUGUGCAUCAUGGGGCUUCACGCCAAAGAUGAGGAGAUCAGCACUGUAGGUUGUUCACAGUAGCCAGACACAUAAAUCAGAAAUGGCAAGAACAUAUUCACUUGGGUUGUGCCUGGUAAAACAUGGUACUGAAUACGGUACAGGACUCUACUUAUUCUGCUACGCCCCACAGAAAUAUGAGCCAGCAGCAGGAGUGUCGCAGAUUAUUGAGCGUGUGACGCAUUUCAGUGUAUCUGGCUCUUUUUAUCCUUGCUAAAGAAGUUUUUCUGGACGUUGUCCUUUUUUUUUUUUUUAACCCUUGUUGCACAAAGAGAGCCGUGUUACCUGGGAAAAUGUUUUUCUGUGCCGAUGGUCUUUCUUGUCUGUUGUCACAGUUUUCCUGUCGUUCAGCAGGGUAAUUAUAUGUAGUGAAUUGAUGUCUGUGAAAUUAUCAGUGUUAAUCCGAAGGACUGAGACUGUUGCUACUUUCCCCGUCGUAUGAAGGAGUAGGAAAGGAAAAGUGGCCCUGGAAAAACACAACACAUUUUUGUUGUACAACAACGUUUCUGUGUGUGUACAACACAAUUGUCAUGUUCUCAUGUUUCCGCAUUACUCCAGCAGCGUUUCUGUGUGUGUACGACAUCACACUGGCAUUAUGCACCUAGGUCUUGUUAUGCGGAACAUUAAAAUUCCAAAGUCACCUAUUGAAACAUGCAGGGAGCUCCUGGCACUGUCGUCAAGCCAGGGUGGGCGUCCAGGACAGCAGGACACUGGAAGAGAAGAUCUCCUUUGGCUGGAAAAUACUGAUGGACCAAGGAUGAUGGUAUGUCUGAGUGCCUGGUUCCCUCCAGCCAAUUAGGCACAGUAGUUUCCAGUGCUUGUCGUACGAAUAGAGACUAUAACGGAGUCCUUUCAGCGAUGCGGUCGUGUAGAUGCUGUAGCAUUAACUGUGAAUUUAAACAAAUAAUAUGCUGAGAUGAAGGAAUCUGAAGAAACGGAAGAAUUGCAUAGAAUAUUGAGGCGAGUGUUCCCGCGCGAAAAGGAACACGUGUUACAGUGCGUUUUAGGGCUUUUAACUUUGCUUUUGCACAACAUACAGACCACAAUUUGUGGGAGUGAGAUUGAGACUUUGGCACCUGUGUAGUGUUAGUGGAGAGCUUACCGACGUUGUCUUUUUCUAUUUCAAGCACAUUUGAGAUAUAGUUUUUUCAGUUUUGGUCCUUUGAGGCUUUCCUUUUAAAGGUUGUGGUGCAUCAGUUCCUGCAGAUGAGCAGAAGGUUGCGAAACAGGGCUCUGCGGGAGACGAAGAGGGCAGAGUGAGCAGAUCAAGCUGCGGACAAUGGCAGGAAGAUGAAGAAAAAGAGACAAGGACGUAGGGAUGAGGUGCACUGUGUAUGUUCCCCCUGUUAAAGAAAUAGAAGAGGAGAGGAAUUUGGUCUGUGUAAGUGGAAAACAGCAGCAGCCAGGGCCUAGAUAUUAGAUGGUUAGGUACUCACCCUGAAUUGAUACAGUAAAAUUACCCAGCUGUAUAAAUAGGUGAAUAAUUGUAAGUAGCUUAGUGGACAAACCUAACACUAUAAGUUGCUUUGGGCAAAAUGAUACUUAACAAUAAUGGCAUCUUUUUACAAUGAAGACAGAUUGAAAGUAGCAGAAUACUGAAUAUUGCACCCUGUGGAUCUCAGCACAUCUGGGCUUGAGUCAUCAGAUGAGUGUUUCGUGAAGACAAGGCCAGACUGGCUGUACCAAGCAGGUCUGACUUGGGUUCAUUCCCCUUGUGCACGUUGUGUGGGUGAAAUGAAGCACUUAACCCCCCCCCCCAUGUCAUACUUUCUGUUAUCAAUAACCUUGAAAGAAUGAAAUUCUGUGCCCAAGUCUCCAAUCACAUUGAGGGGAGAUGUGUCCACCCCCCAGGUGCAGGAGGUAGUUCUAAGAAAUUCCUGAGAAGAGUUUUGCUGGGUCUCCAGUCACUGCCUGUGUUGUAACUCUCACUUUGACUUUUGUUUUGAAGCCAGUAAGUGACACAGGGAAGGUGCCUUGACUCAAACCUGUUCCCUUAUUGAAUGUUGUUGCUGAGUGUCACACUGUUGUACUUCUACCUGUAAACACAAACCUGCAUUUACUUGUUUUAUAUAAAGAAAAUGCCUGUGAAACAAGCUGUCAAAAAAUUAAGAAACCCACUGCCUCUAAAAUAGGUUGGUUUGUUUUUUUUAAACCUAUGCAUGUCGCAUGAAAAUAUUUUUAUAAUUUGUUUUUUUAAAAGGACAAGAACUGUUUUUUAGCAUGACUAAGGGAAAUGAAGAACUCUUGAGUUUAACCUUGACUCGGUUGGGCUUUGGAGAUGUCAGCUUUGUGCUGAAGGUCUUCUAAGGAUUUAAAGAUGAUUAGAAGACAUGAAGAUAAGAACAUCAUCCUUCUUUGAUGCAUGGUGAAGAAGCCCACAAUAAAUUGUUUGGGGUCCAAGGGUUGACUGAUGGACUCUUAUAAAAGCAUUACAAAGAGUCAUGUUGGUCAAGGUCCCUGGUCACAUCAAUGUCCUUGUGUCAUUCAUGACUGGGAAUCCAACUCUUCUCUCCAACAUGGACCACCCAGCACUGACUAGACUUCCUGGAGAUGGAAGCUCUAGAGGUUGUUCCUCCUGCUGGAACACUAGUGUGUGUUUGUGUGAGUGUGUGGGCGUUCUGGUACAAAGACACGCUGGAACGCAGUUUGUUACCCGCUGAUGGGGACUGGGGCAUUCCUCACAUACAGUACAAAGCUGGUCUGGGACACUUUUAUCUUUGUAACAAUGGAAAAUAGCUUGACACUGUGGUUGUAAGGGCAACAAAAAUAACUAACGAACAACAAAGCUGUGAUUUUUCAGACAGCUUGGAUGUAAAUAAAACGUAGCAUUUGCCAAAGUUAGUAUGUCAAGGCCGAGUUGGGAACUACGGACACCUGGUGGGGUUCGAGGCUGGAUGGAUACUGUCUGGUCUUUGCAUCCAAACUCCUCCACAGCCUCAGGCCCAUCUAUUUUGUUCAGCGUCACCGCUGCGAAAUGGUACAAGGCAGCAGGAUUGCCUGCAGGCCAAGCCCACUCACUUGCUUUGUUUAACGUGAAACCAAAAAUGUCAGCAUUUGCUUCUGACAUGGUACAAGGAUGUGAUGUUUCCUGUCUUUACCUGUGUUGCUGUCCUGCACGGACCGGGUGUGGUCUCUCUGGACCCAGCCACCUGAAGUCUGAGGGUUGUCCCAGAAAGAACACCAUGCCACAAUUGGGCAUAUAACAUCUUCAGAUGUAUAAUGACAUGAUGCAUCGCCCUUCGGUCAUGGAAGAACCUUCUGACUGGUGUCCUGCCGCCAUCUUGGAACACCUAGUGAUGAGUUUUCCGUGGACGUUCAUCAGGGUCCAGGUCAACUGGGAGAGGGACAAACACCAUUCUGUAUGCUGGGGCUCAAAUUUAUAGCCACAGAGACCUGGGAACCACUCACUCUGCACGAACUGGGAGGAAGGGCAACUCACCAGUGAACACGAGCCACAGCAUGUUCUUCACACAACUCUGGUGCCACAAGCCUCUGGUGUUCAUCUCUGCUGUAGGUGACAUCUAAAACUAGUCCAUAAAAUACAUCACACAGUUGUUUACCUGGUUUCUUCAGCCUCGCACAGCGCCUGGAGUUUGAGCCCCUUUGUGAAAGGGACACCAGCCGUCACUGUUCUUCUAAACUGUCUUUUAUACGUCUGAGCUGUUCCAUUGAAAACCCAUUUAAGGUGUAAUGACAACAUCUUUAUGGCUGUAAAAGAAUUACAAAAUUAAACAUUUCUAGCUAUUCACGGUCUGGGCUAUAUAUGUGCAACUCCUACACACACUUACAGGAAAAAUGCAAAUAAAUAUAAGUGGCUCUGAUUCCAAACAUAUUCCUAUAUGUUUUUUGUUGUAGAGGAACAGUGACCUAUGUUUUUGCACAUGCCGGCAGAUUG
Molecule: messenger RNA, 6504 nt
Organism: Scleropages formosus (Asian bonytongue)
Lineage: Eukaryota; Metazoa; Chordata; Actinopteri; Osteoglossiformes; Osteoglossidae
Gene: smarcd3a
Product: SWI/SNF related BAF chromatin remodeling complex subunit D3a
Exons: 13
Coding region: 241-1602 (453 amino acids)
Source: RefSeq, a predicted model, not a curated record